This is a messenger RNA of Phytophthora nicotianae INRA-310, 699 nucleotides long. RefSeq lists its product as hypothetical. NCBI's taxonomy places the organism in Eukaryota, Oomycota, Peronosporomycetes, Peronosporales, Peronosporaceae. The transcript has 2 exons. Bases 1 to 699 code for a protein of 232 amino acids. The record is from RefSeq and is a predicted model, not a curated record.
AUGCCGAAGUUCCAACAUGCGCAACACGGCGUUCCGCAAAGGUCGCGGUCCUAUGGUGAUCGUCAGGGGUCUGAUCAGCGCGUCGAUGUUCUGGAACGUGGACCCGGUAAACGUGCAGGUUCAGCUGGGCGUGCUGUUCCAGGCAGUGCUGUUCCUGUCGCUGGACGAGGUCUCGCAGAUUCCAACGUCCAUGGCGGCGCGCGACAUCUCCUACUAGCAGAGCGGCGCCAACUUCUACCACGCGUCGUACGUGCUUUCGUGCUCGGCCUCGGUCUCGCAGAUGACGCUGCUGUUCGCAGACAUCAUCGAAUUCGGCCGCUGGGCUGGUGUAGUGGUUGCAAUGAUGUGGACUACUUAACGGAGUUCGGCAUGAAAAUGGUCGAGUACUACCUCUCGACGUGCCGUCGGCAAAGACAUGGAUCAUUUACGGUAUCAUCUUCAUGGUCGUGGUAUUCGUGGGUGGUGGUCACUACAUGUACAGGAGCGCCGGAACCGCUGGAGUAUAACUUUUACGAAAGCAUGGAGCGCACGAUUCUGGCCAAGAUGGCGGUGGACGAGAAUGAGGUCAACAGCUACGCGCUGCUGCGCGGGAAGAAUUUCAUGGUGACGGUGGCAUUCCAGGUCUUGUGGUACUUGAUGCUGAACCUGAAGAACCCGCAGAAGAACUUAAUGAGCGACUUCAAGAUGCCUGCAAGUUGA